AUGAAACCAGAAGUUAUACAAAACAAUAAUAAAGGAGUUGCUCCAGUAAAAAAAGAAUUUAUCGUUGAUUUUAAUGAUACAAAUUUACCAGAUUAUGUUAAAAAAAGACUUGAGGAAGAAAAAGAAGACAGAAAUACUGUUAUUGAAAAAGAAGAUGAAAAUGGUGAACCAGUCAAAAAAAAAGCUAGAGGGAUGAACAAAGGAAGAAGAAAAGAAAUGGAUAAAGCACGUAUUGAAAUAAGUACAAAUCAAGCACGACUAUGCCCUUCUACAAUAUUUGCACUUCGUAAUAAAACCUAUGGAACAGAAGAGUCAACAGAUAAAAAAUGUAGAUUCGGUGACAAAUGUAAAUAUUAUCAUUCAUUAGAAGAGUAUUCAAAAGUAAGGCAACCUGAUAUCGGUGAAAAAUGUUACAAUUUUGAAAUUCGUGGAGUAUGCCCAUAUAAUAUAGCUUGUAGAUUUCACAAAGAUCAUACACUUGAAAAUUUUGAACAAAAAGUUGAUGAAAAAAAGAAAGAGGAAUAUGAAAAAAUUCCUGUUUGUACAAUGUUUCGUAAUCCAGAUAUAAAAAUAAUGUUAAAUAAAAAUAGAUAUAAUUUUAAAGAAAGUGAUGAAUUAGUUAAGGGAUACAAUGAAGAAAAUGUUACUAAACUUGGUGCAAUGGAAAGAGAAAAAGCAUCUUUGAAAAUAAAAGAAAUGGCUGGAAAACCAUAUCUUGCACCUUUAACUACAGUUGGAAAUUUACCAUUUCGUAGAAUUUGUGUUAAAGCUGGAUGUAAAAUUACCUGUGGAGAAAUGGCAUUAGCAACUAAUAUAGUAAAAGGUAUUGGAUCUGAAUGUAGUUUAUUGAAAAGACAUCAUUCUGAAAAAAUUUUUGGUGUUCAAAUUGCUGGAGGAUUUCCAGAUACAAUGACAAGAGCUGCUCAAGUUAUUAAAGAACAUUGUGAUGUUGAUUUUGUAGAUAUUAAUAUGGGAUGUCCUAUUGAAUUGAUUAACAGUAAAGGUGGUGGAUGUGCUUUACCUUCAAAAUGGAAUAAAAUUAGUUCAGUAGUUUAUUGUAUGAAAAAUAUUUUAACAGAUAUACCUUUAACAAUAAAAGUUAGAUCAGGAAUUAAAGAAGGUGACAAUAAUAUUCAUAAAAUGUUAUCUAGAUUAGUAAAUUUUUCACCUCCAGAUUUAAUAACUCUUCAUCCAAGAUCAAAAGAACAACGAUACACUAAACUUGCUGAUUGGGACUACGUUGAAACAGUAUCUGAAGCAAUUGACAAAAAAAGUUCUUUUUGGGUUUGUGGAGAUAUUACAAGUUGGACUGAUUAUUAUGAUAGAUUAGAAAAUAAACCAAUAGAUGGAAUAAUGAUUGGUCGUGCAGCUUUAAUUAAACCAUGGAUAUUUACAGAAAUUGAACAAAAAAGACAUAUAGAUAUUACGGCAUCAGAACGUCUUGAAUAUAUACAAGAUUAUGUUAAUUUUGGUUUAGAACAUUGGGGUAGUGAUGAUGCAGGAUUAGAAGCAACAAGGCGUUUCUUAUUAGAAUGGUUAUCUUUUACAAAUAGAUAUAUUCCUGUUGGAAUGUUAGAAGUUUUACCUCAAAGAUUAAAUGAGCGACCACCUUAUUUGAAGGGAAGAAAUGAGAUGGAACAUUUAUUAUCAAGUCCAAGAUGUAAAGAUUGGAUUAAAAUUUCAGAAAUGUUUUUAGGACCUGUUCCUCAAGAUUUUGUUUUUGUACCUAAACAUAAAGCAAAUAGUUAUUAA
Molecule: messenger RNA, 1752 nt
Organism: Strongyloides ratti
Lineage: Eukaryota; Metazoa; Nematoda; Chromadorea; Rhabditida; Strongyloididae
Product: tRNA-dihydrouridine(47) synthase [NAD(P)(+)]
Exons: 2
Coding region: 1-1752 (583 amino acids)
Biological process (GO): tRNA processing
Molecular function (GO): flavin adenine dinucleotide binding; RNA binding; tRNA dihydrouridine synthase activity
Source: RefSeq, a predicted model, not a curated record